AUGGCUUCAGCUCAAAACCACCAAAAUGAUGAAGUUGAAGGUUUUUGGCUUUUCGACGGAUUAGAUGAAGAGCCGUAUGGAUUAUUACCACUCGUUAAUUUAAGCGGGAAAAGUGGAGCAUCAUCAACUAAAAAUGUUGAAAGAAUAGGCUCUUAUCAAUGGAGGCUCGAGGAGGAUGACCCCAUUCCUGGGAUGCCAUUAGAAUCUUUUUAUUGGCCCGGAGGUAAAUUACGCCAAGAUCACGGUGUAGUUAUUUACAACGUUAAUCAUAUGAAAGUCAAAGAUGGGCAAUUGGAUGCGGCUAUAUUAGCAGCAAAAUUAUGUUCUGCUAAUAAUAAAAAGAAAACUGAAAUUAAUUUUGAUGAUUACGAUAUAAUAACAGAUUUCUUGCAUAGCUUAAGAUUAUAUUAUAUUUCCAAAUACUUAUUACUCAUUAAAAUUUUCAAAAAAAUAUUUUCCCAAAAAUACUAUUUAGAUGCAAUUAACCUUCAAAAACUUUUUGCAUUUGGCCAAGAGGCUGGUGACGGACUAUUUCGAAUUGAUUGUGAACGUGUUGGCAAAACAGUUUUACUCAGUCGUAUGGAAGCUUCAGACUUGAUGGAAAUUGGUCAUUUAACCUAUGAUCAAUCAAUGAAAGCGAAAAUGACAAAAUUUCGUUCUAAACAUUGUUCUGGGCCAUUCUUUCAGUUAACUAGUUAUCAGUUUGGAACGCUUAAAAUUCUAGUUAGAUAUGAGGUUGAAUGUGCUGAUUUUGCUGGAGCUAAAGCGUGGGUUUCUAGUGAUGAUUUUAAUAUAAUUUUUGAUUUAUAUUUUAGUGAAAUAUUUGAAGAUACUGAUCAGCUACCUGAGAAAACAGAGUUUGCUGAUAAUAAAGCUAUUGGCUAUAUAAAUUUUGGAAAUGUGCCUGAUAAUUUACCAUUACAAUUAUUAACAACCUAUCCACACGGAGGUGGUUUUCCUUUCUUUACAUGGGCACAAAUGUUUUUUACUUGUGCCGACCAGGAAAUGAUUGGAUUUUGGAAAGGGAAUGGAGACUUCACAAAACCAGCUAUUUAUGGAUUAAAUGACAUUUCAAAAUUGAUGAAACCUCUACCUUACGCCGUUCUUAGCAAGGCAAGAUUUUUGUAUAAUCUCCCAAAAUUCGGACUUAUUUGGAAAGGAAAGCCUCAUUUAGAAAUAUUUUCAAAAUCAAGAAAGGCUGAUGGGGCUAUUUCAAAAUCUGUUCGUAAAUUUCUUUCAACCCAAUGUAAAAACAGAACAGAAGAAGAAGUACAAGAAAUUGCAAAGAAACAAAAAGGUUGAUGAGGAGAGAGGGAAAAUAAAUAAUGAAAUUUUACAAAUGGAAUUUUUGUUUUUUUCCUUCCGUUUAAAUUAGGGAAUUUAAAACAAUUCCUUUUGAUUUUUUGCU
Messenger RNA from Meloidogyne enterolobii, 1408 nucleotides. The record is from the annotation of a GenBank genome assembly. NCBI's taxonomy places the organism in Eukaryota, Metazoa, Nematoda, Chromadorea, Rhabditida, Meloidogynidae.